UGCAAAUGGCGGCGGGGCUACGCCAUGUUGCGAUGGCUUGUGGCAGUCCUCAGUCACUCCUGUUUUGUCUCCAAGAGUGAUAGUAUGUUCUAUGCGGUGCACAAGGGUCGGCGGACGGGAGUUUAUCGCACUUGGGCAGAGUGUCAGGAGCAGGUGAACAAGUUCCCCUCCGCCAGCUUCAAGAAGUUCGCCACCGAAAAGGAUGCCUGGGCCUUUGUGCGGGGUGGUGUCCUGGGGCAGGAGCAGCAGCCCGAGCCCGCAGGUGCAUCUGGUCCUCGAGCUGUAACACAGGAGAAUGGUAACAAGAGAGAAGAGCCAGAAGGAAGCAUUUUGUGUUGUAGUACAUGCAAAAGGCCAUAUGAGCAGUCUGCAAACGAAGAACACACUGCAAAGCGUGUAAAACAUGAUGAAGUAGCCUCAGCACCCACAGUCAGUGAAGAUAAAUUUUCAUAUAUGGGUGACUUUGCAGUUGUUUAUACAGAUGGUUGUUGCUCAGGUAAUGGACGUAAUAGGGCACGUGCUGGAAUAGGUGUCUACUGGGGACCAGGCCACCCUUUAAAUAUCAGUGAAAGGCUUCCUGGACGGCAGACCAAUCAAAGAGCAGAAAUACACGCGGCCUGCAAAGCUAUAGAGCAAGCAAAGAGUCAAAACAUCAAGAAACUAAUUAUCUACACUGAUAGCAAGUUCACUAUUAAUGGUAUUACAAGUUGGGUUGACAACUGGAAAACAAAUGGCUGGAGAACAAGUUCAGGAGGAAGUGUAAUAAAUAAAGAAGAUUUUGAAAGACUUGAUAAUCUAUCAAAAGACAUAGAAAUCCAGUGGAUGCACAUUCCUGGUCAUGCUGGCUUCCAAGGAAAUGAAGAAGCUGAUAGACUAGCAAGAGAAGGAGCUAGGAAACAAACACCCUGACACACUGGGACUGCAGACUGUUGUAGUGAGAGGAAAAGGACUAACAUCUCCCUGACAACUUGGACUGCUGUAAAUGUUUCAGAGUUGAACACUGAACUGUGCAUCUUUCUGGGCUGAAGCAUUACAUAUUUAUCAGCUUCUGGGGUGGAAGAAUCCGCAUUUGCUUCUAUAGCAUUUGUUUUACAAUCAAGUUCAUAUUUAGUUGAUGAUACAGAGUGCUUGCUUUUUAGCCAUCUUACUGAAGGGCUGCAGUCGGUGUUUUUAGCUGUUUUGAAGACUUCUGAAUUCACUGGUAAAGACAGGCUUCUGAAGAAGUAAUGUUAAGCCUCAAGAAGUAAUAUUCAGUCUUUAUCCUAAAUGUUGUGUAUUUUCUUCUUAAUGAAAUAAAUGAGUUUGGGUUUUUUUAUACAGUGAUAUAUAUUAACAGCCCAAAAUAGAUGGGAGUGGGGUGACUUUGGUGUGCGUUGGUUUGGUAAGAGGGCAGGUCUAACACAGAUGUCCAUGAAUAUGCUUUGGCAUGCUGAUGCUAGCAGCAACUGCUCUACAGAUGGGCUUGUUACACUUGCCUGUGCUUCACAGCAUCAUCACUUAUACAGAAAUCUGCAGAUUUAUGUAUGUUUGCAAGGUAGCAGGAACAAGCUAAAAAGCCAGGUCACAGGUAAACUUGAGCAAUGCAUUUUUGCUGUUCUCCUCUCCCAAGCUGCAUAAUGUCCAAGCUCUUUGUUUCUGGCUUCCUGUUCCCAUUAAGUAAUUUUUUUUAAUGCAUAGUGGGUCUCAUUAGCAUUCUUAGUUCCUCUUCAGUGUUGUCCCAAAGGUAGUAAUUGGUCAUUUUAUCUGAAAUGGAACUAAAUAUGAUCAGAUCUUCCGGUUGUCGAGUGUUUGAAUUAAUUUUUUUUUCUAGUCAAUGAUGAGAUUAAUGGAAUGGCUAAUGUGCACUUGAAUUAGAGAGUAAUUACCAGUAAUCAACAUAGUUUUACUUUCUAUGCAUGUAUAUGGGAAAAGCA
Messenger RNA from Indicator indicator, 1913 nucleotides. It is a transcript of the gene RNASEH1, whose product is annotated as ribonuclease H1. The transcript has 8 exons. The record is from RefSeq and is a predicted model, not a curated record. The coding region runs from base 25 to 909 and encodes 294 amino acids. NCBI's taxonomy places the organism in Eukaryota, Metazoa, Chordata, Aves, Piciformes, Indicatoridae. Gene Ontology annotation, biological process: DNA replication, removal of RNA primer. Gene Ontology annotation, molecular function: nucleic acid binding; magnesium ion binding; RNA-DNA hybrid ribonuclease activity.